This is a messenger RNA of Acanthaster planci (crown-of-thorns starfish), 9591 nucleotides long. RefSeq names its product myosin VIIA (gene myo7a). NCBI's taxonomy places the organism in Eukaryota, Metazoa, Echinodermata, Asteroidea, Valvatida, Acanthasteridae. Gene Ontology annotation, molecular function: protein binding; cytoskeletal motor activity; ATP binding. Gene Ontology annotation, cellular component: myosin complex; cytoskeleton. The record is from RefSeq and is a predicted model, not a curated record.
UUUUCUUCCGUUUGAAGCAUGGGCCUGAAGUUGUGAUCUUUGAGAACUUGUAUUUCACACGUGUACGCAAAUCAUAGAGUUUUCUUGUCAAAUAUUUACGAAAUUAAACCGCCUCUGUUCAGGAACAGGUGGUUAUAUAUUGAUUUGGGGAAAAUACCACUUAAUUGGGCUAAAAAGGUAAUGCGCGUCUUCAUUCGAAUUGCAUUUUGAAGCAACUCCUCCUUUUGGGCGCUUUGUCGCGCCGUAGCAACUCGGUAAUGUACUGCUCGGUAAGGUCGAUUGAAAGUGCCGACUAUAUAGGACUGGGUGUGUGCGAAGUUUAUGUCAAUCAAAAUUUGCCGGUUUGUUGCAGAAAUUGACAUUGACAGGUUGUGCGACAGUUUUACAUCCGAUGAUCACAAGUCCUGGUCGAUGGAGUCGUAAGGCAGUGUCAUUCAGAAGCUAAAAAGGUACAUGCAUCAACAAAAGGGAAUUUCAUCCAAGAGGAAGUGUUGCCUGUAGGCAGAAAUCACCAUGGUGAUUCUAACAAAGGGGGAUUGUGUGUGGUUGGAGGACCCCAGGAAGUCGGGGAUGAAUGUGCCCAUUGGGGCGACAGUCAAAAUUGCCGAGUCGGGACGAUUACAGCUUCUGGACGACGAAGGAAAUGAUCACUGGCUGUCUCGCGAUGUGGCCUCCAAGUUGCGAACCAUGCACAUCUCCUCUGUGGACGGAGUGGAAGACAUGAUACGACUCGGGGAUCUCCACGAAGCUGGUAUCCUGCGGAACCUUCUCAUCAGAUACAAUAACAAUCUCAUAUAUACCUACACUGGUUCCAUCCUGGUAGCCGUCAACCCCUACCAGGUUCUGCCGAUUUAUAACGUGGAGCAGAUCAACCAGUACAGAGACAAACGUAUCGGCGAGUUGCCACCACACAUCUUUGCCAUUGCCGACAACGCUUACUACCGCAUGAUACGAGGACAAAAGGACCAGUGUGUCAUCAUCAGUGGUGAGAGUGGUGCCGGGAAGACAGAGAGCACCAAGCUGAUUCUGCAGUUUCUGGCAGCCGUGAGUGGGCAGCAUUCUUGGAUUGAGCAGCAGAUCAUUGAAUCCAACCCCAUCAUGGAGGCCUUUGGCAAUGCCAAGACAAUACGAAAUGACAAUUCCAGCCGAUUUGGCAAGUACAUCGACAUCCACUUCAGCGAAAGGGGCGUAAUUGAGGGAGCCAAGAUUGAUCAGUAUCUGCUGGAAAAAUCACGGCUGGUUGGACAGCUUCCAGAUGAGAGGAAUUACCACAUCUUCUACUGCAUGCUGCAAGGAUUGACCCCUGACGAGAAGAGUAAACUUGAGCUUGGUAAUGCUGAGGACUACAAUUACCUCAUACAGGGUGACUGUAUCACCUGCGAGGGUCGCAAUGACCAGAAGGAGUUUGCUGACAUCCGCUCGGCCAUGAAGAUCCUGACCUUCAGUGACACUGAGAUCUGGGACAUCAUGCGACUCCUGGCAGCCAUCUUGCACUUUGGAAACAUUGACUAUGAGGCUGUAGAAACAUCCAACCUGGACGCGACUGGAUUCCACAGCCACUUGGAGACAGGAAGGAUCUCAAUGCUCCUGGAGAUCAACCAGCGAGCACUGGAAGAAGCAUUGACCACCAAAUCCACCACUGCUCAAGGGGAGGUCAUCAUCUCACCGGUCAGUAAGGCCAAGGCCAUUGACAUGAGGGAUGCCUUAGUUAAGGCCAUCUAUGGCCGCAUGUUCAUCUGGAUUGUCAGCAAGCUCAACGAAGCCACCUACAGGCCUCCCAAGGAUCGCAACACCACGCGACUCAGCAUCGGCCUGUUGGACAUCUUCGGCUUUGAAAACUUUGGCAAGAACAGUUUUGAGCAGAUGUGCAUCAACUACGCCAAUGAGAAUCUUCAGCAGUUCUUUGUGCGACAUAUUUUCAAGUUGGAGCAGGAAGAAUAUGACCGGGAAGGCAUCAAGUGGCAGCAUAUCAAGUUUGUGGACAACCAGGAAACCCUUGACAUGAUAGCAGCCAAGCCUAUGAACAUCAUUGCCCUGGUGGAUGAAGAAAGCCGCUUCCCUAAGGGCACGGAUGCCACCAUGUUGAACAAGUUGAAUGAACAGCACGGCCGUAAUCCUCUCUUCGUCCGUUCGCCAGGAGCACGAAGCACCCAGUUUGGUAUCAACCACUUCGCCGGGACAGUGUACUAUGAAACAGUUGGUUUCUUGGACAAGAACCGCGACACCUUCAGCCCAGAUUUCAUCAAGCUGAUCGAGACGGCCGGCAACAAAUACCUACGACGCCUCUUCGAGACGGACAUCAAACAGAGCGGGGACUCGCGCAAGAAGUCACCCACCCUGGGCACGCAGUUCAAGAAGUCCCUGGAUUCUCUGAUGAACACACUCAGUCAGUGCCAGCCGUUCUUUGUGCGCUGCAUCAAGCCCAACGAGCACAAACGGGCCAAAGAGUUUGAGAGAGAUCUUGUUGUCAGGCAGCUGCGUUACUCCGGCAUGAUGGAGACCAUCAGAAUCCGUCGUGCCGGUUAUCCGAUCCGCCACACGUUCAAGGAGUUUGUGGAUCGUUACCGCAUGCUGGUGAUGGGUAUUCAGCCCUCACACAAAGAGGACUGCCGAGCAGCCUCUAACAAGAUCUGCAAGGCACAUCUUGGCAGCCAGGACUGGCAGCUUGGCCACCACAAAGUCUUCCUGAAGGAUGCUCACGAUCUGCAUCUGGAGCAAGAGAGAGACAAGGCAUUGACGGCCCGAUGCAUCAUCAUCCAGAAGACCUUCAGGGGAUGGUUCUACCGCAAACGCUUCCUGCAGAUGAGGAAGAGCGUCACCAUCAUCGCCAAGGCCUGGCGCAAGUACGCCCAGAGGAUCCGUUACAUUAAGAUGAAGCGCGGUUAUCAGCGUUUGCAAGCUGUGCUGCGAGGGAGAGUCUUGAGUUAUCGCUACCAGUUCAUGCGGAGGAGGCUCCUGAAAUUCCAGGCUCACUGUCGCGGAUACCUGAUCCGUACAGAGAUCAGCCACUACCUGACCAGCGUCAUUAAGAUCCAGGCUGGUUUCCGCAUGCUGCUGCAGCGCCGCAUCUACAAGAAGCUGUUGGCAGACUACCGACGGCGCAUAGAGGCGGAGCGUAUCCGUCUGGAGGAGGAGAAGAAACUGAAGAAGCAGAUCGGUGCCAAGAAAGCCAAGGAAGAGGCAGAGCGGAGAAUGCAGCAGCGCAUCCAGGAGAUGGAAGAGGAAGAUCAGAGACGUCAACAGGAGGAGGAAGAGGAGAGGAUAGCCAAGAUGGAAGCCAUCAAAGAAGCCGAGAGGAGGCGCAACACGGAGCAGACCACAGCCGAAGUAGUGGACGAUCUCUUUGGGACCUACGACGAUGAUGGGCAGCAGGGUCGAGGCCCUAGAGGAUUUGAGGAUUUGGAGCAGUCCCGUCGGGCCGCCAUCGAGUUCGGCCCAGAUGAUGACAUGAUGGCGCCAGCCGUGCCUGAAUCGGAGGAGGACAUCUCCGAGUACAAGUUUGCCAAGUUUGCAGCCACAUACUUCCAGGCGGGGGCCAACACGUCGUUCAUCAAGCGGCCUUUGAAGGAACCACUGCUGGACCUGAGGAAUGAAAAUGACCGGCAGGCUGCCUUGGCUGUGUGGAUCACCAUUCUUCGCUUUAUGGGGGACCUUCCAGAGCCCAAGGCCCAAUCCGCUCUAGCCGACAGGGACGGGAAGUCAGUCAUGACAAAAAUCUACAACACCCUGGGAAGGACACGAGGCAAAAAGGAAUUGGAGGAUGCCAGGGAGAACAUGAAAGAUGAUGGCAUGCCACCACCGUCCAUGCAUGUGGGCACUGGCCGGUCCAAUAAGAGCACCAUGCGCAAGAAGCUGGUGUCCCUGACCUUGAAGAAGAAGUCCAAGAUUACCCAGGAAGUGGCGGAGAGGAUCCGAGAUGGAGAGGAGACGGAGUACGGCAACACCAUGGUGAUUGACCGGCCAACCUCUAACCUGGAGAAGCUUCACUUCAUCAUUGGACACGGCAUCCUCCGGCCAGAAUUGAGGGAUGAGAUCUACUGCAUGAUUUGUAAACAGCUUACCAACAACCCUUCUAAGAGCAGUCAUGCUAGGGGAUGGAUCUUGCUGUCUCUUUGCGUGGGCUGCUUUGCUCCGACAGACAGGUUUGUGAAGUACCUACGGUGUUUCAUUAGUGAGGGUCCACCAGGCUAUGCACCGUACUGUGAGGAGAGGCUACGACGGACCUUUGCCAACGGGUCCCGGACCCAGCCCCCUAGCUGGUUGGAGUUACAGGCCACCAAAUCCAAGAAGCCGCUCAUGCUCCCCAUCACCUUCAUGGAUGGCACCACCAAGACCCUGCUGGCCGAUUCAGCCACCACAGCCAGGGAACUCUGUGGUCAGCUGUCGGAGAAGAUUGGCCUCCGAGACCAGUUUGGGUUCUCUCUCUACGUGGCUCUCUUUGACAAGGUGUCGUCGUUGGGCAGCGGGGGUGACCAUGUCAUGGAUGCCAUCUCACAGUGUGAGCAGUACGCCAAGGAGCAAGGCGCCCAGGAACGUAAUGCACCUUGGCGCCUGUUCUUCCGCAAGGAGAUCUUUGCUCCCUGGCAUGAUCCCACUGAGGACCCCAUCGGGACCAACCUGAUCUACCAGCAGAUCGUCCGAGGCAUCAAGUUUGGAGAAUACAGAUGUGACAAGGAUAGUGACCUAGCUGGCAUAGCAGCUCAGCAGUAUUACGUGGGCUACGGCGAAGAGAUGAUCUAUGAUCGACUGACCAACCUGUUGCCAACCUAUAUACCGGACAACUCCAUGACGGGAUCCAAGACUGUGGAACGCUGGGCUCAAAUGGUCAUGAACGAACUCAAGAAUAGCUACUAUGUCAAAGAGCACGUGGACAAGCUGCGAGUCAAGGAGGAUGUUGUCAACUACGCCCGCUUCAAGUGGCCGCUCCUCUUUUCGCGCUUCUACGAGGCCUUCAAGUUCUCGGGCCCCAGCCUACCCAAGAAUGACGUGAUUGUUGCUGUAAACUGGACUGGGGUAUAUGUCGUGGAUGAUUUGGAACAAGUCCUUCUGGAGCUGUCCUUCCCAGAGAUCACCCAGGUGUCCAGUAGCAGGACCGGCAAGCUUCACGGGCAGAGCUUCACCAUCCUGACAGUCAAAGGCGAUGAGUACACAUUCACGUCCUCCAAUGCCGAAGACAUCCGCGAUCUGAUCGUCUUCUUCCUAGAGGGAAUGAAGAAGAAAUCUCGCUAUGUUGUGGCUCUGCAGGACAACCCAGACCAAGGUCAAGGGUCAUCAUUCCUGAGUUUUCAGCGUGGUGACCUGAUCAUCCUUGAGCAAGAGAACGGCGACGCUUUGAUGGAGAGUGGCUGGUGUUAUGGGGAGAAUGAUCGGACUGGACGCAAAGGAGACUUCCCUGCUGAGUGUGUCUACGUCCUGCCCACCACCACCAAACCGGCUCCUGACAUUGUGGCCUUGUUCACCAUGCAGCCCCAGGAGAUGUCCGACAGGAUGCUUGCCUCCCACGAGGAGGCCAUGAGAAACGGUGACCCCCACCAGCGUCAGCACACCCUGGAGGAGUUUGCCAUCGAUCAUUUCAGGCCUCCACCCAAGCGCACCCUCAGCCGGGCUGUCAAGCGUCGCACCAGGGACAAUUUAUGGAGUCACAGCAAGGAACCCAUCAGACAGCCACUUCUCAAGAAACUCCUCAACAACCCAGAAUUGGCCGAGCAGGCCUGCGAUGCCUUUGAAGCUAUUCUGAAGUACAUGGGUGACUUCCCUACAAAGAGAUCCUAUCGCCAUGGCAAUGACCUCACAGACAAAAUCUUCGAGUCGGCACUAAAGAACGAGCCGUUGAAGGAUGAGGUCUAUUGUCAGAUCAUUAAACAACUGACCGACAACAGACUCAGGUUGAGUGAGGACCGUGGUUGGGAGCUGAUGUGGUUGGUGACCGGCAUCUUCGCCUGCAGCCAGACCCUCAUGCCAGAGGUCACCAAGUUCCUGCGGUCGGGUACCAACAACCUGGCAGCUGACUGCCUACAUCGCUUGCAGAAGACCAUCCGUUACGGCCAGCGCAAGUACCCACCACACCUGGUGGAGGUAGAGGCCAUCCAACACAAGACCACACAGAUCUUCCACAAGGUGUACUUCCCUGAUGACACCGAUGAGGCCUUUGAAGUAGACUCUGGGACCAGGGCUAAAGAUUUCUGUCAGAACAUCGGGCAGCGAUUGAGAUUGAAGUCAUCUGAAGGUUUCAGUCUGUUUGUCAAGAUUGCUGACAAAGUGAUCAGCGUUCCAGAAGGUGACUUCUUCUUUGACUUUGUGCGUCAUCUGACUGACUGGAUCAGAAAAGCGAGGCCAAGUCGAGAGGGUACCAUACCAGUUCUGACCUACCAGGUCUUCUUCAUGAAGAAGCUGUGGACCAACACGGUGCCAGGCCGCGACCCCAACGCUGACGUCAUCUUCCACUAUCACCAGGAGAUGCCCAAGCUCCUGCGUGGCUACCACAAGGCCAGCAAGGAGGAGGCGGCUCAGCUGGCUGCGUUGCAGUACCGGGUGCGCUUCGCUGAUGACAAGUCGGAGUUUCAGAACAUCCCUCGCAUGAUGAAGGAGUUGCUACCGGCCGAUAUGAUCCGCAGCAUGUCACCGGAAGACUGGAAGCGGGCAAUUGUCGCUGCAUAUAACAAACAUUCGGGCAAGUCCAGAGAUGAUGCCAAGAUAGCAUUCCUCAAGAUCGUGUACCGAUGGCCCACGUUUGGUUCAGCCUUCUUCGAAGUCCGACAAACCUCGGAGCCCACCAUGCCAGAGAUUUUGCUGAUUGCCAUCAACAAGCUCGGCGUCAACCUGAUUGAUCCACGCAGUAAGGAGACUCUGGCUACCUACUCCUUCACCAAGAUCUCUAAUUGGAGCAGUGGCAACACCUACUUCCACAUGACCAUCGGUAACCUGGUGCGGGGUACCAAGCUGCUUUGUGAAACAUCGCUGGGAUACAAGAUGGAUGACCUCUUGACCUCUUACAUCAGCCAAAUGCUGACAAACAUGAAUAAGCAGAGAGCCAACAGUCGCAAGUAAACGGUUAGAGUAUACCGGUUCAAACUAGUUCCGACCAGCACUGAGACGGUAAGCAUGUUUUAUCAGUAUUUGCUAACCAAUACUGACAUGUGACAUUCCCAACCAGUUCUUAGUACUUGAUGCCAGUACUCACCUUUGACAGGUGCAGACCCGACUCUUUACUAAACCCAUCUGGACCAGUCCAGACAGGUUCACAGCAGUUUAAAUAUGCAUCAUUGAAAAACAGUACUUCUUUGUAGUAUAAGAUUUAGACAUAUUAUUUGUUCAGACAGUACUUUGAAUAAACUGGAAAAGUCGCUGCAUUCAGAAGGUUAUCUUUAAAAACUAAUGACUUCUCCUCAAAAAAGAGUGAUUGAUGGAUAAUGUAAUCUAUCAGAGGGAUAAGUGACCUUUAUAUUUUUGUCAGUCAAAUUGAACAGUCAAAAAUUGACAUCAUUUUCAAAACCUGGAGUAAGUUAAAAAUAAUACUCCCCAAACCAGAGAACUAGGGUAGUUUGGGUCCACUUUACCUUGUACCUGUUCUGUAUUUAUAACAAUAAUUAAGGUUUAAGCUGAGAAAUUGAAUUGAGGACUAAAUGAAGAGAUCUUAAUAAAUCUACAAAAGGGCCUGAACAGGAAAUAUGUGGUGAAGUUUUCAUGAAAAAUCCAGACAUCCGACAUCUGGUAUUCACAUUUUGUAAGUCUUAUUUCAGGGCGUUUCUUUGGUUCUUUGCGCCAUUUUUUCUUUUGUGUCAUUCUUGAUUUUUCAUCUUGAGUUUGAUUUGUUUCUUCUAAUUCGCUUGUUUAAAUAAUGUGCAGUUUCUUUGAUGUGAUUUGUGUGAUUGGAGCCUGAAAUUAGAGGUACAUUCGCUUCUAGAAACAGAUGUUUUCUUAUUUUUGGCAGAGUAGAUGAGGGGAUAGAGAUUAAUCAUGUUUAAUGUAUAAUGAAUGACAAAGUCAUGUUCCCAAAGUGAUGACUUUUUAAAAGCAUUUCCAGUCUUGGUUUCAAAUGAUUCGAAAUUCCAUGAACCAUGGUCAAAUCUUGUUAAUGAAAGCACAGUUAACACAGCAUUCUACUCAUAACGAGGACAAUUUUUGGUUCCAUUCAUUUGUUUUUCAUUGCUUGCAUUCCUGAUAAUAAAAGGUUCCCGUUAUAACAAGGUCAUCGGCAAACUCCAAAGGACCUCUGAUUGAGGUUUUACUGUAAUUUCUUCUCCAAAUUUAUAAAGCUGGCUUUUUAAGUUUCUGUAUUCACUGAUUGUUGUUUCCAGUCACACACCUAGCAAAGUAAUCACUACUUGGUAUGUAUUCAUUCAAGCUCUUUGUAUGAGUGGCCAUGUGUCGCUAGAAGUAAUUGAGAAGAUAUGACCCGGGGUUACGUAAUACGUCCAUUGUCAGAGGGUUGUUGGAAGGUCAUAAUUCCCUUUCUGAAUUCUUCAUCAGAACUUAAAAUGGUUCUGAUUUUUUUCCCAGUUAUAUUUGGUAGAACUUUAAGAACAAAAAAGUCUUGAGUCAUAAAUAACUAUACUGUGACAUGGUGGAGAAUUUCUAUUCAGUAUCCAGAUUUGAUGCAAUAUGUAACAUGCCGGAAUAUUUGGUAUCCGUUGUUGGUAAUCAUGGUCUAUGGUUGUGUACAUGUUAUUCUAGAAAAAUUAUUUUGGUGUUUCAUGGGAGCUUUCAAUUUGUUUUCAUUUCUGUCACUUACAGUUAUUUUUAUCCAUGCAAGAAAUUGACGCAUCUUGACAAAAGUUUUAUGAAAUAAGAUUCCUAAAUUUCCUGUAAGAAAAUACUUUUGUCUGUAAUGUUUCAGACAGGUUUAUCCGUUAUUUUUUUUUUCUUUCAGGAAAUCACUUGGGUGUCCAAAGUAUAUUUCCUUUGUGUAUUCUGCUAUUUUGAACAAUUCUAACAAUUGUGGAUAGAGGCAUGAUGGUAGUAUCAGGAACAUUGGGUUUACUGGUAUGUACCAAAUUAGUAUUCAAUUUAGAGAAAAACUGUGCCAGAAUUUCUUACAGGUUGCCUGUGGUCAAUUCAUGGUUUUAUGAGUUCAUACGACAUUUAUAUUGUAAUUGCAUCUGAUAAAGUUAUUACCCAUUUUUCUUCUGAAGAGUUUUGAAGUAUUCAGAGAAUUUAGUAGAUGGUGUCACUGACCAUUCUUUCGAUAUACACUUUAUGGCAAGGAAUGUAUUCAUUUUUUUGUCUUUUUUUUGUAAUUUUAAAAUCAGGGUUUGUGUGAUGUUAUGGUAAUAAGAAUUCUACUUAGUGAUGUCUACUUAUGAUAGAUCAAUUUGUACAUUAGCGCAAAUCAGCAUCAUCGCUGCCUUAACAGAAAGUCAUAUUUUCAGGCGGGAAAAAGUUUGUGUAUAUUUAUGUUAUUCAUGUAUACAAUUCUAUUUUAUGCUUUUUGAUACACUAAUAGCUGUCAUGAAGAGAUGGAUUGAGCUUUAUAGUGCCUUUGGUAGCAAUAAUUCACGGCAAAAGUAUUUUAACGGUUGUUUGUUUUGAUGAUUAGAUGUAGAAAUGAAAUCUGCCAACAGAUGAUAAAUAAAAUAUCACCAGAAAAAUGGA